AUGGAUUCGUCCAACAGCCCCUUCAUCAACCCUGAUGACCCGGACCACCCUUUGGUUCAUAUUUCCAAACGGAAUGAAGAUGAGUCUUUAUUCCUCAAAAGACUUGCCCUUGAGGUUCGCCUGAUGAUCUACGAGUUUGCCGUAGCCAUGGAUGACGCUGUCGAGCCCGUACAGCAGGCUGAACGAUCCAAUAAAUUCUUCUCAGACAGAUUCAGUGGCACACCCUCAACAGUUGUUUGUCUUGGUCGAAUCUGCCGCAAAAUUUACCAAGAGCUAGAAAACUAUCCAGUUUUCUACCGUGUGAACAAGUUUCAGUUCUUCACAUCCUAUGAUAUGCACAAAUUUUUUGCAGCUAUUCACCCUAAGCGCCUGGUGAUGAUCCGCACCAUUCGUCUCACGUAUGGCAAUGCCCCAACUACGACUGGAGUAUGGGGUAAGGGUGAUCACUUCCUCAAGCAUGUUCUAGCACUUUUGAGUCAGUGCACCAAUCUUGAAGAUCUCUCUCUUAUUCUUCAGCAGAACGGCGGGAAUGACUUGAGUUAUUUCCUUGUCGGUUGGGAAGGCUUGGUGAAGGACUCUCUUAGUCAACCAGCUCUUAUCAAUCUGCCUGUAUUUAAGGUAUUCCUACGCUAUAGCCCUGGGGGCCCAGAGUAUCCUCUUGAAGAGGCUCUUGGUCAUUCACAGUUCAUUCAAACCAAGCAAACUAAAGAGAUCUUCACUGCCAUCGUUCAUGGUAUGAAAGCUCGUAAAAUAGUUUUUGACGGUUUGCCCGAAGUCAGGAUCAAUGACAAGAAGGACUACCGGCCUGAGUGGCUAAGAAACAUGGCAGAUGGAACUGCAAUCAACGAGGCUAUUAAAGCUGCAGCGAUAGACUUCCCAGGUCACAAACGUAUUGCACAGGAUGUGAGAGCCAUGUCCGACAAUGUCUCAUGUCGCACUAGACGCAAAUUCCAGGCUGUAAACGAGAUUGGAGUCGUAUAUCGCAAGGUACCUCAGUUCGAUGGGGGAGGGCUGUUGACUUGGGCAUUCAAUGAGAUAAAGGAGGUCCGCUGGACUGAUUCUGAGGAUAUAGAGCUUGAAGUACGCUGGUGUCAGCCUGCCAGGGUGCCUGAAACCUCCUGGGUACCCUUCUCGUCCCUUGAAAUGAACGGGGCACAAGAGGAGACGAUGCUCGCUUUCUACAGAAAGGUUAUGCAGGUGCUACCCGACCCGUCACGCCUGGAAAGCUAUUAUCAAAAGAUAAAAUAUAUGCCUUCACUUUCAGUCAUUGCCGAAUACGCUGGUGGGGUGGACGAUUUCCUCAACAAGAACGCCCCGACUUCUCGCGUGAGGACCGGCGAGGUGACGAAGAAGAGGUUCAGGGCAUGGGCUUACUGGACCAAGGCGUGGGAGAAUAACACCGCCAGAUUGGAGAGAGAGUUGAGAAAGCAGAAAAAGGAGGCAGCAGAAGCAGAAGCAGAAGCUGCGAAGGCUAGAGAGGCUAGAGAGGCUGAAGAGGCUGCCAAAGCUAAAAAGGCUGCGAACAAGGAUUCAACCAAGAAAAAGGGAAAUCUGCAGCCAACUAAGAAAGCUUCGAAGGUCACUAAAGCCAAGAGCGUCAAAGCUAAGAAAGCUGCAAAGUGAUCGUGAAGGUUGAUUAGAGGGCAUCGUGGAUAGUAUUCCCUUGGAGCAUGU
Messenger RNA from Daldinia caldariorum, 1674 nucleotides. RefSeq lists its product as uncharacterized. The coding region runs from base 1 to 1623 and encodes 540 amino acids. Lineage: Eukaryota; Fungi; Ascomycota; Sordariomycetes; Xylariales; Hypoxylaceae. The record is from RefSeq and is a predicted model, not a curated record. The transcript has 3 exons.